UCAACUUCAGGGCCGGCGGUCACCAACGCACUGGGGCUCGCCAUGUCGCGUCACCGGAUGGCCGCGACCUGUCGGAAGGGCGGGAUUGCCGCCGCUCCCGUGGACAGCCCGUGGCGUGAUUUCCAGAUCUACAACUAUUCCGGAAAGGUCGAAGUCAGGAUAAGGAAGAAGCCAGUACCUUGUUGCGUCGAGGACGACCUGUGAGAAGGUUUGUUUCUGUUAUGUCAACAUUCUCAAAUUUUCAUUUUUUUAUCCAGUCUGAAUGAAAUAAGUUACUUUCAGUACACAUAUUUUCUCGUUUUGCUAAUACCUAUAUGCAUAGCGUUUAAUGUUAAAUUUGAUAAGGUUUGUUUCGGUUAUGUCAACAUUGUCAAAUUUUCUUCUUUUUCUCAGUCUAAAUGAAAUAAGUUACAUUCAGUACUGUGUCCUCUUGUUUUGCUAAUACCUAAUAUGCAUAUGUUGUAAUCCUAUUCUACAAACAAAUAUAACUACUAUGCCAAAUUUCGUGUAGUACGAGUAUCUAUGAGGCUCAAAAUUUAUCUGUAUUAUUUUGAGAAAAAUAGCUCAUGUCCUAAAUGGACUACUAUUCUGUUCUAUUAUACAUACUAUUUCCAUAUUUCAGAUUCACUUUCCUGACAAGUGUGUAAAUCCUUUAUCUAAUUUUAUAGUUUAAAAUCAGCUAGAUGGCUCGAGAUAGGAUUUGGAUGGAUAUGAAUAGGGAUUCUGCGGAGUGGCAGAGUGGCAUUAAGGAAUUUUUAGAUUUGGCUUUUGACGGUAGUCCUGGAAGAUCAACCGCUUUAUGCCCAUGUAGAAGAUGUCUCAAUGCUAUUUACAAGGAAAGGGACGAAGUACACCUUGACCUGCUCAUGAAUGGGAUGGAUCCCAGUUAUACUUGCUGGAAAUACCAUGGAGAGGAUUCUGAUGACGAAAGUACGGCUGAAGGAUCUGAAGGUGAAGGGGUGAGAGGUGAUGACUUUGCAGUUCGUGAUUUGCUCAACACUCUCAUACGUAGCACCGAGCCAGAAAAUAGCAAAACCACAGGUGAAGGUACUAGUGAAGAGAUGUUGCAUGAUGAUGGUAAUAUCCCAGAAGGGUCUGCAGAAGGUAGAAGUAACGAAGAGGCAGGUGGAUGUGCCAAGGCUUUCUUUGCUUUGUUGAAGGAUGCUGAAAAGGAGUUGUACCCUGGUUGCAAGGAGCUCACAAAGCUUUCUUUCAUUGUGAGACUCUACCAGAUAAAGUGCUUGUUUGGGUUGAGCAACAGGGCAUGUGAGGCAGUACUUCAAUUGUUCACAGAAGCGUUUCCAAAAGGUCAUUGUAUUCCAAAUUCUCUCGAGAAAGUUCAGAAGAUAAUCCGGGAUCUUGGGCUUGACUACCAAAAGAUACAUGCUUGCAUUAAUGAUUGUGUGCUAUUCCGGAAAGAGUAUGCUGACAUGGAUUACUGUCCGACCUGUAAGGAAUGUAGAUGGAAAGCUGCUGCCGCUGAUGAAUUAGAUGUCGAGAGGACAAACCAUAAAGGGAAGAAGCAAGUGGCCCGUAAAGUUCUAAGAUAUUUCCCACUCACUCCACGGCUACAACGUCUAUUUAUGACCGAGGCUACAUCAUCAUAUAUGAGAUGGCAUAAGGACGACCGUGUGGAUGAUGGUAUAAUGCGGCACCCUGCAGAUUCUUUGGCAUGGAAGCAUUUUGAUAACAUUUAUUCUAAAGGAUUCUCUUCAGAUGCACGGAAUGUAAGGCUUGGGCUUGCAUCUGAUGGGUUCAACCCAUAUGGGAUAAUGAAUGUGUCAUACUCUUGUUGGCCAGUGAUUCUAAUUCCAUAUAACUUGCCUCCUUGGUUGUGUUUGAAACAACCAUAUUGGUUUAUGUCGAUGAUAAUUCCUGGAAAAAAGUCACCAGGAAAUAACAUCGAUGUAUAUCUACAGCCUUUGAUAGAUGAACUCAAAGAUCUAUGGUAUGUUGGUGCGGACACAUAUGAUGCCACAACGAAGAAGAACUUUCAGAUGCAUGCAGCCCUCAUGUGGACAAUUAAUGAUUUCCCAGCUUAUGCAAUGCUAUCUGGUUGGAGCACAAAAGGAAAACUAGCAUGCCCAUAUUGCCACAUGCACACAGACCAUUUAUGGUUGAAAUAUGGGCGCAAGUACUGUUACAUGGGUCAUCGCCGUUUUCUAAGUCGUGACCACAAGUGGCGUAGAAACAAGAGUUGCUUCAAUAACGAGACAGAAAAUAGAGAUGCUCCGGUGCCACUCUCGGGCAAUGACGUGGUACAACAACAUGCAAGUUUUGAGCAGGAAACCUUUGGGAAAACUAGAAAGAGGAAGCGUGAUGAUGAUAAUAAGUGGCAUAAUUGGAGGAAGAAGAGUAUAUUGUUUGAUCUCCCUUAUUGGAAGAACUUGCUUAUUAGGCAUAAUUUGGAUGUAAUGCACAUUGAGAAGAACAUCUGUGACAGCUUUUUAGGGACACUGCUUGAUAUGGAUGGUAAAUCAAAGGAUACUCUGAAGGCCCGUCUUGAUUUGCAGCACUUCAAGAUAAGGAAGGAUCUGCAUCCAAAUGUCAGUAAUGGAAAGUAUACUUUAAAUCUAGCUUGCUAUAAUUUGACCAAGGAUGAGAAGAAAAUGCUAUGCAAGUUUUUGCAUGGUGUAAGGAUGCCCGAUGGUUAUGCAUCAAACCUAAAAAGAUGUGUGGACCUCGAAGGUUGUAAGGUGUCUGGGCUCAAAACUCAUGACUGCCAUGUCCUCUUUCAGAAACUUCCCAUUUGGGUACGCAAUAUACUUCCCAAGAAAUUUGUUGUCCCAUUCCUCGAGCUAAGCCUAUUCUUUGCUGCGAUUUAUUCCAAGGAAUUAAAUCCUGAAGAGCUAGCAAAGUUGAGUCGUACAAUUCCAGAAACUCUCUGUCGACUUGAGAUGAUCCUUCCACCCCAGUUUUUUGAUAUCAUGAUGCACCUUCCUAUUCACCUUGCUAAAGAAGCUCGAUUAGGUGGACCUGUUGCUUACCGAUGCAUGUAUCCUGUGGAAAGAUAUUUGCGCACACUUAAAGGAUAUGUGCGGAACAAAGCUCACCCAGAAGGUUCAAUUGCCGAGGGUUACAUAGCUGAAGAGUGUCUAACAUUUUGUAGCCGCUUUUUUGGUAACAUUGAUACCAAGCUUAACCAGCCAGAGCGUCAUGAAGCUGCAGCUAGAGAUGAAGGACCAGCUGGACUUAGUGUAUUUGGCACAAUUGAUCACUCAAAGAAAGGUUUCACAUUUGAAACACUUUCUAAGGCAGAGAUGAAGCAAAUUAGGCACUACAUAAUAACAAACUGCGAGGAAUCCAACUCAUGGACCGAGUAAGGAUGUUUUUAUUUUUUAUUUUUUUCUUCAUGGUACAUAUGCACUGUUCUGAACC
Messenger RNA from Aegilops tauschii subsp. strangulata, 3378 nucleotides. RefSeq lists its product as uncharacterized. NCBI's taxonomy places the organism in Eukaryota, Viridiplantae, Streptophyta, Magnoliopsida, Poales, Poaceae. The record is from RefSeq and is a predicted model, not a curated record.